UUCCACAUGUUUAUCGUCUAAGUUACAUAUUAUUAUUCUGUUUGUAUCUUGGAGUUAAAGUUAAUAUUUAAACAAAUAGAACUUCAAGCAACGUGUUUUCUUACUCUGCAUAUGUUUAUAAAGUGAUAAGCGUCUAACAUCUCCAGGAAAUGGCUGACGAAGAAUACGAAGCAGAGGAUGCUGGUGCUGAUUAUGACGAUAUUGCCGAAGAAGAUGAUAAUAUUGAAGAAACCGAAGAACAGGAAGAAGAUGGAUACAACGUGCAAUGCCUUGCGCCUGGCCAGGCAGGCGGCGGAGUGGAGAAAUCUAAGCGUAUCACUACUCGAUACAUGACGAAAUACGAACGCGCCAGAGUUCUAGGAACAAGAGCACUGCAAAUAGCAAUGUGCGCCCCAGUAAUGGUCGAGCUAGAAGGUGAAACAGAUCCUCUACAAAUAGCCAUGAAAGAACUGAAACAACGUAAGAUACCUAUCAUUAUCAGAAGAUACCUGCCUGAUCAUUCAUAUGAAGACUGGAGUAUUGAUGAACUUAUUAUAAUUGAUCAUUAGAACUAUGUCAACUGAAUUCAGUUCAUUUAUAAUGAAAUCUGAAUGAUUAAAAUUGUUAACGAUAUUAUUUGCCAAGGUGAAAUUGGUACUGUGUUUCCAAAAGAGGGAAUUAUUU
This is a messenger RNA of Diatraea saccharalis (sugarcane borer), 663 nucleotides long. NCBI's taxonomy places the organism in Eukaryota, Metazoa, Arthropoda, Insecta, Lepidoptera, Crambidae. The record is from the annotation of a GenBank genome assembly.